Molecule: messenger RNA, 456 nt
Organism: Ipomoea nil (Japanese morning glory)
Lineage: Eukaryota; Viridiplantae; Streptophyta; Magnoliopsida; Solanales; Convolvulaceae
Product: 2-hydroxyisoflavanone dehydratase-like
Exons: 1
Coding region: 1-456 (151 amino acids)
Molecular function (GO): hydrolase activity
Source: RefSeq, a predicted model, not a curated record
AUGGGUUCAAGUUCAUCUAAAAUUGCUCACGAUUUCUUCUCCUUUGUUCACGUUUACGAGGACGGUCGCGUCAAGAGGUUGCUGAAUUAUAAGCCGAUCUCGCCAACUGGCAACCCGACAAUCGGCGUCCGAUCAAAAGGCGUCGUCAUCGUAUCGAAAACCAACGUCUGGGCACGCAUGUACCUUCCCAGAACCACCGACGACGACCAGAAAUUCCCCCUACUGGUUUUCAUCCACGGCGGCACUUUCUGCAUCGGCUCAGCAUUCGACCACAACUACGACAACUUCCUCCACUCUCUAAGGAUCGAAGCCAACACUGUCACCCUUUUCGUCGAGUACAGGCUGGCUCGGAGCACAAGCUCCCGGCCUACUACGAUGAUUCCUGGCCGGCCAUCGAAUGGGCAGGGACACACGCCAAAGAUGACGAUGGACAAUCCGGAACCGAAUCGUGGCUGA